Molecule: messenger RNA, 375 nt
Organism: Pseudozyma flocculosa PF-1
Lineage: Eukaryota; Fungi; Basidiomycota; Ustilaginomycetes; Ustilaginales; Ustilaginaceae
Exons: 2
Coding region: 1-375 (124 amino acids)
Source: RefSeq, a predicted model, not a curated record
AUGGAGUCCAGCAUCGACCAGGUGGCCGCCAAGUGUGGCAAGCAGCUGGACACGUUCCAGCGCUGCAUCCUCGCCAACCAAAAGGAUCCGGGAGCGUGCGAGCCGUACAAGGUCGAGCUGUCGAGGUGUGCCGCCAACGCCGUGCCGCUGCUCCACGAGGUCAAGUCGCGCUGCUCGCCCCAGGUCUUGGCCUACGACCGCUGCCUCGCCCAGUUCACCUCACAGGGCGACGAGGCCGUCGAGAAGAACUGCACCCCGCGCCUGCGCGACCUCUGGCUCUGCACCGAAAAGGUCAAGAGGGACGUCGAAGAGAGGGACAACAGCGACGUCCGCAAGAGCAAGCAACAGGGCAAGGCCGCCCUCGAGUCGGCCUAG